Molecule: messenger RNA, 1289 nt
Organism: Trichoderma virens Gv29-8
Lineage: Eukaryota; Fungi; Ascomycota; Sordariomycetes; Hypocreales; Hypocreaceae
Exons: 2
Coding region: 1-1248 (415 amino acids)
Biological process (GO): fatty acid metabolic process
Cellular component (GO): mitochondrion
Molecular function (GO): trans-2-enoyl-CoA reductase (NADPH) activity
Source: RefSeq, a predicted model, not a curated record
AUGCUUGGCCGUUCUCACAACAAUCUACGCGCUCUGUCGCGGAGCGGGCGCGUCUUUGGAGCGCGGAUAGACAGCCCUUUGUCUCAGCAACCCGUUCGGCGCAAAUCAGGUCCGUAUGGCUACACUCAGGCCAAGGCUCUCGUCUUCUCUAAAAAUGGAGAGCCAUCCGAUGUGCUCCAGCUGCACACAUAUUCCAUAUCUCCCUCGCUCUCUUCCAAAUCCGUCUUGCUGCGGUCUCUUGCGGCUCCCGUUAACCCUGCGGAUAUAAACACCAUUCAAGGGACGUACGGCGCCCAGCCCAGCUUCACAUCUUUGAUAGGGACGCCCAGCCCGUCGGCCAUCGCGGGAAAUGAAGGUGUCUUCGAGGUUCUUGCAACGGGGGAUCCGGCAUCACCCAUUCGCAAAGGAGAUUGGGUCAUACCAGCCGUUGCGCAAUUCGGCACAUGGCGGACGCAUGCCGUGGCGGAGCUGGAUCAAGUCUUGAAGAUCAACAAGGAGGGGCUGCGUGCGACUCAGGCGGCAACCAUCUCUGUCAAUCCCAGCACAGCAUAUCGCAUUUUGAGGGCGUAUGGUCCCAGCACUGGAAUAAGCACCGGCCUUGGAAUGCGACCGCUGGAGGUUGGCAGUGGUGAGUGGUUCAUCCAGAACGGAGCAAACUCGGGGGUUGGAAGGGCCGCUAUACAGCUCGGUAAGCUCUGGGGGCUGAGGAGCAUCAACGUCGUUCGGGAGCGAAGCUCUCCUGAAGAAACCGAGGCGUUGAGAGCAGAGCUCGUUGGGCUUGGAGCCGAUGUAGUCGUAACAGAAGCACAGUUUUUGUCACGGCAGUGGAAAGACCAGCUCGCAGAUAUCACAAACAACGGCCGCGAGCAGAUUGGGCUGGGCCUGAAUUGCGUCGGCGGCAAAUCUGCAACGGCCCUCGCUCGCUCGCUCAGCGAAGGUGCUUCGAUGGUGUCGUAUGGUGGCAUGGCCAAGCAGCCAGUUGCUCUUCCUGUCGGCCUGCUCAUCUUCAAAGACAUUCGCUUUGUUGGCUUCUGGCUUUCUCGAUGGAAUCAGCAGGAUGUCACCGGGCGAAGGCAUAUGAUUGAUUACAUUGCUGACCUUAUCCGCGAAGGCAAAUUCCGGGAUGUUCCCCUGGAUGAAGUGGCGUGGAAUUGGGACACUGAUAUUUCGACCCUGGCACAAGAGGUGCAGGGCGGGCUACAAGGCUUCAGAAGUGGCAAGGGCAUAUUCGUGUUUGGCGAUACUUGAAUUGUCACACAAAAGUCAAGGCUGUAGUCGAACCCAUAUUC